AUGUCUGCAUCCUGGUUACCUGCACCGCUCAUCCCCCCAUUCCGAUUCGGAACCGUCGAACCAGAAGUCUACCGCGGCGCAUACCCCAAGCAACGCAAUCUCCGUUACCUCAAACGUCUGAAGCUGAAGACGAUAUUAUCGCUGGUCCCGGAUGAACCAGACGAGGUGUUUCAGGAGUUCUGUCGGGAACAAAGGAUUCUACCUAUUCACCUCUCGGUCGACAAGGUCAAGGAUAAUGUGCCCCUGACGUAUAACCGAGCUGUUGAGGCUGUUCAGAUUAUAAUCGAUCCGGAUAACUUGCCCAUCUAUGUUCACUGCCUGGAUGGAGCCGUUGUGACAGGACUUGUGGUCUGCUGUCUCCGCAAACUUCAGACAUGGAACAUUUCCUCCGCCAUGGGCGAGUUCCUGCGUGGAGGCGUCAUUAGUUCAGAGGAGUCAGUAUUCGUGGAAAAGUUUGGUUCAGAAAUCGAGAUCUCGAAACCGAUCCCGCUGUGGCUGUGGGAGGGCCAGAUCACGUUCAAGAAGCAUCCGACCUUGAAACUCAACUUUACGAUCCCGCCCUCUGAAGCAGGAGCAGGAUCAGCAUCGUCGAGCUCACAAGGAGGAACUGGAACUGGAGCAGGAGCAGGAAAUUUUAACUCGACGUCGUCUCCAUCAUCCAGCAUGUCGGGGUCACAGCAUGGCGGUACUGCAGUCGUGUUCCCGGGUCAGGGCGAUAAUAGCCAACAAUUGGGUGGAAGUGGUGGACAGCUUGUUAAUAGUUCUAGUGGGAACAGUAUAUCCAGUCUCGGAUCUACUGGGUCUACGAUAACAAGCGCUGGAGGUGCAAGAGGCAGCAAUAAUAGCAAUGCUGUGGCAUCAGCGGCGCCAGCAUCUGGAUCGGGACUUAUGAACCAUGCUAGUCGGUCGUCUGCAAAGGGAGCAUCCAGAGACCGUCCAGGAGUCAGCAAGAGCAACAUCCGGACCGACUUGCAGGAACAGUCGGCUUUCGGGCCAAGACCGAGCUCCAUCGCGACACCAGUUACAGCUUCGCAGGCGCAGGUGCGAGGCAAGCGGGGGCUUGUUGGAACCCAGGGAUCAAUAGUAAGAGGCGGAGCGGCUGGGGCGGUUGGAGGGGGUGAUCAUGGUCUGACAGAGAGUUCUGGACUGGGUGCUCGAACGAACGCUACUGCGGUGGGCGCUGAGGGUUCUAGCGGAGUCGGCGCAGGAGGGUUUGAUGCAAACGGACAACAACCAAAGUCUGCUCUCAUCUCUAUCACACAUGAGCAAAGCGACAGGGAUCAGAACUCGGGUACAGCUACAGGAAAGGAAUCCGAUUCGACGACAAAGGAAACCAACACCAAUUCGACGAAUACGGGCUCCAGCAACAACACCCAGGAGCGGACAUCUGGCACCAAGAAUUCACCGGCGUCCACACCCACAACAGUGGUCGUGCCUGAGGUCGUGGAUGAGUACUAUGAAGUCUCCAUGACCCUGAAAGCCCUUGCACUCGAGGGUGCCGAUUUUUAG
Molecule: messenger RNA, 1509 nt
Organism: Linnemannia hyalina
Lineage: Eukaryota; Fungi; Mortierellomycota; Mortierellomycetes; Mortierellales; Mortierellaceae
Source: the annotation of a GenBank genome assembly